CAAAGCGUGACACUGUGAAGCCCAUAGUCCAUCAAUCCAGAGAUCCUUGGUUCUUGUGUUGUGUUGUGUUUUGUUUUGUUGUUAUUGUUGUUUCUUGCCUGAGACGUGGAGAUAUCUUGAUUGUGGUUGCUGCAAUAGCUAAUAUUUGUGGUCACAAGUCGAAAAGAGUUGAAAGUUGAAAAAGAAAGCAUCAAGGGUACGCGGAAGCAACAUCCAACAUCAUGGAUUCAUCCAAAGAAACGAAAGAAAUGGAACAGAAAAAUGAGGCAAGUGGAAAGGAAUCCACUACCGAUGAUGACAACGUCAAGACAAAAACGGAAGAGGAAGAUGAUGACGACAGCUACGAAAUUGUGGAGAAGGAAUCAUCCACUAGUUUGGUCGACCAAAAGCAGCCAGAAGAAGCAGACUCCCACAAUAAUGACAAUGAUCCUCAGCAUCACGAAGGACUCUGGAUUGGCAUUGACCUGGGAACUUCCAAUUGCGCAUCGGCAGUUUGGGAUUCUACUCGAGGACGCCCCAAAUGGAUGCGAUUGCCCGACUUGGCCGUACCACAGUCAUCCAAACCAGGACGCAUUGUGCCAUCGGCGGUUCAACUAUUGUCAUCCGACAACACGGAUGGUUGGACCCCGGCAUUGUUGCAGGAUAUCCAAAAGUGGAAUGACAAGGAAAUCACGGCGACAAUCAAGGCGACUGUGGGACACCAAGUCUUGUCACAGUUGGACUGCUCGACGACAACAUCCUCAGUCGUCAUUACCAGCAUGAAACGAGUACUGGGAGUCUGCGACACGACCAACUUGGACGACUUGGAUCCAGAGUUUCGAGCAUCGUUGCCGUUUACCAUUGAAGAGAAUGAACAAGGACAGUGGGUCAUUCCCUACAAUCUAGUACCAGCAGACGACGAUACCAAUAGUAGUACUAUUAUUUAUCUGCGUCCGACACACGUGGCGGCCAUGAUCCUACAAGCCAUUCGACAAUCAGCUGGGGCAUAUCUACCACGGGCCAUUCAGAAAAAGAACAUGCAACUCCCUGGAAUGAACAACAACAAAGACAACAACAACAAUACGGAUAUCAAUAAUGUCGUGAUUGGAGUUCCGGCGUAUUUCGGACACACCCAACGACAGGCGGUGGAAGAAGCUGCCCGUUUGGCUGGGUUUACGGGCCAUGUGUCGACCUUGACCGAAUCCACGGCUGCUGCCAUGGCCUAUGGACUCUUUGUGGGACAACCUGCUCAAGACGAAAACGAAAACGAACAAUCCAAGAAUGCCAUUCUUGUAUUGGACAUGGGAGGGGGGACAACCGAUAUUACUAUUGCACAAUUGCGCAACAACAACAACAAUGAUACGGCAUCCUCGGAUAGACCCGAUCAAAAGUUUCAGGUCAUUCUCACCGAUGGAGACAGUCGAUUGGGAGGAGAGGAUAUGGACCAAGCGUUGCUGGAUCUGGUACUCCAAAAGGCAUCCUCCUCUAAUCUAGUAGUAGAAGCAAAAACACCAGAUCUCUCGUCAUCACAGAGACAAUUGCUGAUUCGAUCUUGUCAGCAAGCCAAAGAGGAACUUUGUGGCGAUGUCGAUCACGGAGAUCCACCAGCCGAGACGGCAAUGGUCCAUCUACCAAACGAUGCCUUUCCCACGACGAUGAAGAACGUCCAAGUGACCACGGAGGAUCUCGAAACGGCCAUUCAGCCACUGCUGGAACGAACGGCUCAAUUGGUCGAACGGGCUUUGAAGCGAUAUGCCGACAAGAAUAGCAAGAGCAGUAGUCAACAAUUGAUUCGAGAAGUCAUUUUGAUUGGUGGUGCAACUCGCGUCCCAGCAUUGCGAAAGCUGCUCCACGAUCGAUUCUUUUCCAACUUGGAGUUGUGCACAUCGGUCAAUGCCAUGAGUGCCGUCGCACAGGGAACCGCCAUUCAAGCCGCCAUUCUUUCCAAUCGUGUUCCGCUCCAUGAAUUGAGAUCGGCCAUGAUGUUGGACACCAUGCCGCAUGCCAUUGGAGUCUUGCUGCCCGACGAGAGGUUUGUCGAGAUUCUACCGCGGGACUCGCAACUUCCGGCCAACGGAUACACCACCUUUUGCGUGGCCGACCUGGAUCAAAAGGGAGUGACGGUCAAAGCCGUGGAAGUGAUUGAUGAUGAUCAAGCAUCAUCGGAUGAUGAUGGGCAAACACCAAAAUACCAGCCGCUGGGAGACUUUACGUUUCUGCUUCAUCGAUUAUCCGAUGCGCAACGAUUGGCAAUACAAAACGACCCGGACCGUCCAGGGCUGCGGCCCGUGGAUAUUGGCAUGACUUUGGGGACUGAUGGCGCGCUUCAAGUCAGCGUUUUUGACUCGAAUGAUCCCGAUCAUCUUCGCAAGAAGGAGUUUUAUGAAAAAGCAAAGCGCGAAGGAGCCCCGGAAGUAGGAUUUCUGGACUACGUGCAGGCGGCUGCAGAUCUUCAGAGUGAUGGCAUCACAACCGAGGAGAGGAAGCUGCUUGUGGCGGUAUCGAUGCUCUUUGUCUUUUAUGUGAUUGUCAAGGUGUUGCUUCCCGCAGAUGUCAUGUCAACAUCAGACGAAGGUCUAGUGCGAAUAGUCUAAGGAACCAAGAAGAAGAAGCUAGCAAGCUUAUUUAUAAUCUAUAUCAUUACAAGGGUC
Molecule: messenger RNA, 2630 nt
Organism: Seminavis robusta
Lineage: Eukaryota; Bacillariophyta; Bacillariophyceae; Naviculales; Naviculaceae
Source: the annotation of a GenBank genome assembly